UGUUGUAAAGUUAUCUCUAUUUUUAGCAUCCCAGAACUGGAAAUCACCUCCACCGGGAACCAGCGGCGUCUAUGGGUAUUUCGUCAACAAAGGCGAGUUUCAAACGGAGCCUUUCAUCGUAGACAGAGCAAUCAACUUUUCUCUUGUUAUUAACUUCACAAACUGGGUCACAAUAGACCUUCCUAUGCAGGAAGAGUACUGCACUGUACUACUAUGCUUGGGCGGCAACUGGACCAAACUGGCCUCCUUCGGCACUCGAAUCGAACUCGAUGACCGAGACCUGAUCUACUACUGUAGCUUCGACCUGCAGACUUUCUUCAUGUCCGAGAAAUUCGACUUCAGAUGCAAAACUGAAACAUACACUUAUGACGUGUUGCAGCUGGGCGGGAGUGUGAAGCAGAAGUGGAGUGGUUUUGUAUGGACCACAGAUAGUGCAUUCCAGCUCAACGUCAACAACACACCCCCACUCAUCAUCCUCUACAACGCCAACAUCACCGUCUACAUCACAGGCAAGUAGGCGGCCACACAACAUGCAACGUAUAAUGACCCCCCUGAAAAAUAAAUAAAAAUCUAGAUGUGAGAAAACGUCGUACAGGCAUGAAUUAUUUAAUUUUUUGUAUUAUUUAUUGCUUCAACCUCGCCGCAAAAAAAGUAGAAAACUCCGGCGCUUUGUAAAUUUUCCGAUUUUAGAGAUUUUCCUUAUUGGGAUCAAAACAUAUAUCACAUCAAAAAUUUCUGCAUCAA
Symsagittifera roscoffensis is the source of this 744-nucleotide messenger RNA. RefSeq lists its product as uncharacterized. The transcript is spliced from 4 exons. Lineage: Eukaryota; Metazoa; Xenacoelomorpha; Acoela; Convolutidae. The coding region runs from base 185 to 517 and encodes 110 amino acids. The record is from RefSeq and is a predicted model, not a curated record.